AAUGUUUAUUCUACGAUUAUCAAGGCAGACAGUUUUGUCAUUUCGUAAUCUGAGUAUUGGUAGUUCUGAAGUGGCAGCUCCUUCUGCAUUUGCAAAUGAUAGGUGGUCAGUGUUAGUUGUGCAUCCAAAGGUUCGAUGGGGAUCUGGAUCAGCUUCAGUAUUGAAACAAGCAGAUCGACAACUUGAAGAAGCUGUUGCACUUGUCGAUAAUCUUCCAAAUAUGAAUGCUGUUGACAGUCUUAUCAUGCCAGUCGACUACAAUACAAAAAGGAAAGCUGUUUGGGCGUCUGGAAAUUUAGAAAAGUUGAUUGCUCGACGAGAAGCUGCACGUGCCACUGCAUUAAUGGUGAAUGUUGAUGCAUUGAGCCCAUCGCAGCAACAAGAACUCUACCGAAUUUUCGAAGUUCCUAUUUUUGAUCGAUACAACAUUGUUUUGGCAACUUUCAAACAAUUUGCAAAAACUGAAGAAGCUCGGAUUCAGAUUGCUAUUGCCGAAAUUCCGUACAUCAAACAUCGAAUUCAUGCUCUUUCAUCGAAACGAUUGCAUUCACGUCCGGAUAUUCUACACAUUGACUCACACUAUUCCGAUAUCGAUGGCGAUCUGAAUGAAAUUCUUCGAAAACGAGAGCAAGACCUACGUAAAGAGCUAAAAGAUGUGACUCGGAAAAAUGUUGGACAACUCGGUGUGAGAAAUUCAUCAGACGCCGUUGUUGCAGUUGUCGGAUACACGAAUUCUGGAAAAACUAGUUUAGUGAAAAAACUGACUGGAGCCGCAUCCCUGACGCCGAAGGAUCAGUUGUUUGCCACAUUGGACACCACACGCCACUUGGCAAAGUUACCUUCUGGUCGAUCAGCUGUGUUUACUGAUACAAUCGGAUUUUUGAGCGAUUUGCCAAUGCAUUUGAUUGCGGCAUUCGAAGCUACGCUGGCUCAUGUGAAAUCUGCGGAUGUGAUAAUCCACCUUCGAGACAUUUCCAAUCCGGACUGGAAAGCACAAGAAGAAGAUGUUCUGGCAACACUUAAAUCCAUUGGAGUUACAGAUUAUGUACUCAACGAAAGGAUAAUUUCUGUUGAUAACAAGAUCGACAAAGAAUCUGCAUUUCCCACUUCCGAAUCAAACAAUUCCGUACGAAUUUCGUGUAAAACAGGUGAUGGUAUGCAUGAACUCAUUGAUGUUAUCAACGAUAAAGUUACAAUGGUUACAAAGUGCAAAACGAUUCGACUUCGUCUGGAUGCUCGAUCACCAGUAAUUGAAUGGCUUUAUCAUAACGAAUUAGUGGUCAUUGAGCCCACCAUCGAUGGAAAUUAUUUAAUUUUUGACGUUGUUAUGAACGAAUCGGAAAUCGGUCGAUUCCGUAAAAAAUUUGCUCAUUUAAAAAAGAAGAACUCACAAUCUGUUUCUCUAUAAAAUAGUAAUAAAUAUUUUUUAUUUA
Molecule: messenger RNA, 1433 nt
Organism: Caenorhabditis elegans
Lineage: Eukaryota; Metazoa; Nematoda; Chromadorea; Rhabditida; Rhabditidae
Gene: F46B6.4
Product: Hflx-type G domain-containing protein
Exons: 5
Coding region: 2-1408 (468 amino acids)
Molecular function (GO): magnesium ion binding; GTP binding; GTPase activity
Source: RefSeq, marked reviewed